CGUUAUUAGAUCAGCUGCGCAUACAGAUACACGGACAAGCCUUCCUGCUAACCACAUUGGCAAAGAGGAGGGAACCGUUGCGUUAUCACUUUUUCGGUGUACAGCCGUCUACCGUGCGGACGAUUCAUUCAGCGGUGUAGAGCAAGAUUUCGAAAGAAUUACGAACGCUCUCGCACUUGGGAGAUGUGUUCGAACAGCUGACUAGUUAACCAUAACCGCGGGACUAUUUCAACUCUACGAGUGGAACGAGUUUCCAUCGAAAAAAAAUCUGUAUGGAAAACUGUAUGGAAACAAAAAGGUGUAUUAUUAUUAUAGAGCAAGGUGCGAGUCUUUAAAAAAAAAGGAACGUUAAGCUCUACCCGCUGUACGGGUUUCUGCUGUGUUGUAGUUCGUUGGAUUUUUUUGUUGUUAGCCAUUAACCUCGGUGGCCAAAGAACCUACUAUGUCAACGGCAUAAAGCCACUUCAUUCAACGUACGUAUUUUGCUAAUUAUCGAUGAGCAAAGGAAGGCUUGAGGUUUGUUAAAAAGAAACAAAUGUACGAGGGAUUAAAAAUCAACGAGUAGAAACCGACGGGAGCUGUCUGUGUUGAAUUUUUCAACGACGAUUAUCUAAGUGCCACUACUUUGUUUCCAUCAGUUAUUCAUAACCCUGGAAACGGCAAUGUGUUAAUAUUUGCAGCAAGAACUUUAUAAGAAGACAAGUACUAACGUCAGGAAAGCGGUCGCGUGUAGGAUGCUGCGACGUGAAAGUGAUGAUCGGAUUCGACAGAACCCGAAUUUGAGAAGCACCGACAGAAUUGGUCAUACGAGAGCCAGAUGAGUUCUCAACCUUCGACCAAAUCGGCAGCCGAUGAUGCGGUCAAAUUAAGAUUGAUCAAAAGGUCUCAACCAAUUCCGUCUGAAUGUUUUCCCUCUAUUGCCUGGAUCUUUUUAACGAAACCGCACGUUUUUGAUGGCCGGUUAGCAGGAGGUGACAUACUCGUGUGUCAGCAAGAUUCAUCGCAGCAAAGAGUGCCUGUAUCAGCAUCGGUCCCACAGUUGUCUCAAAAUGACAUCUUACGGCUACGUAGGAUAUUGGUGCCGAAAAAUCAUCGAAGAUUUUCAGGCGUAUAUGAGGAAUGCCGACUUCAGUUGCAUGAGUUAUCGAUAUUUACGGAACGAUCGGCGGAUGAUCAAGGGAGCAAUCUUGAACCCGUCGUACGCGGUCCAUUCAAAUUCGUCCUUCGUUUCGAUGAUAACGAUAAAUGCGUGUCACUGUCAACUUCUUCCGAUCCAUGUCCCCGAUUGACAACAAAAUUAUUCGAUCGUAUUGAGCGAUGGGCGCAUGGCGUAGUCCGCCAAGACAAACAGAUACAGGUUGCAUCACUUGGACUGGUCAGUGUCGAGAGAUAUAGCCGCAUCUAUUGGGACCUCAAGCUGAAAUAUGGCCCAGAAUUAAUAAAGAUUUGGCCGGAAAAGACGGAUCCGUUGAAAUUCGUGUUCGAGGACUUAGCCAUCGCCAGUUACCUCAUAGCGCUUUGGGAUCCAGAGGACGACGGUCGAAAAACGUCAUUUGUCGACAUAGGUUGUGGGAAUGGGCUGCUUGUCUACAUCCUCAUCCUCGAAGGGCACAUGGGGCUUGGGAUUGACGUACGUAAACGCCGUAUAUGGUCGCUUUACCCGCCCAAGGUUAGCAAUUUUCUCCGUGAAGAACCCGUAACACCUCAAAGCAGAUUUGAUGCCGAGUGGUGGAUUGGAAACCAUUCCGACGAACUGACCCCGUGGAUACCGCUGCUCGCAUCUAUGUCGAGUUCGACAGCAAAGGUAUUCCUCCUCCCGUGUUGUCCUUACGGGCUGUAUGGCAAAUAUCAACGAACUAAACCUGACCUUAGCCAGUAUCAAAGCUAUCUUAUGCAUCUAAAAGAAGACUUUCUGCCCAAAUGCGGUUUCAAGGUUCGCAUUGAUAAAAUUAGGAUUCCCUCAACCAAGCGAAUUUGUAUGGUGUUAUCUGAACGCCUGGAUGAGCCCAGAGAUCAAGUCAUAGCCAGGCUCCGGCAUCGUCUCGAAAAAGAAAAGCCAGUCACAGACUUUGUACCUCGCGCCAAGGAAAUUCCGGUUCGCAACUGUACCCAGACAGAUAGGAGUCUUACUGAUAGAAUCGUGCACAGGGUGGCAAUUCAUCUACUAACCUUGCCUGAUAAAGAGCAAUCUGAAGGUUUCAAUUUAGGGGGACAGUUGAGUCUAGCGGAAGUAAUUGCAUUGGUUAAUAAAAGAGAACGGUCCCUUCUCAAAUCACAGUGCGGUGGUAUUCAAACGCUUCUCAAAAAUAACUAUCACGUUUUUCAAGUUAAAAACGGAGCAGUACGAUUGAAGAUUCCUGAAGAACAAAAACCCAAUGCCCAGCGCUCGGUUCAUCAACGGAGGGCAUGCUGGUUCGAUUCCAACCACCCACAGGGAUGUCCUUUGGAGCAAGCAAAAUGCCGAUUUUCUCACCGAGAUAAAUUUAAUACAUAAAAUAUACAAUCAAAUUGUA
Varroa destructor (honeybee mite) is the source of this 2513-nucleotide messenger RNA. Its product is annotated as putative tRNA (uracil-O(2)-)-methyltransferase. Gene Ontology annotation, molecular function: tRNA (uridine) methyltransferase activity. Gene Ontology annotation, biological process: tRNA methylation. The record is from RefSeq and is a predicted model, not a curated record. Lineage: Eukaryota; Metazoa; Arthropoda; Arachnida; Mesostigmata; Varroidae.